Calypte anna (Anna's hummingbird) is the source of this 1529-nucleotide messenger RNA. RefSeq names its product solute carrier family 51 beta subunit (gene SLC51B). Gene Ontology annotation, molecular function: protein heterodimerization activity; transmembrane transporter activity. Gene Ontology annotation, cellular component: plasma membrane. The coding region runs from base 271 to 1116 and encodes 281 amino acids. The record is from RefSeq and is a predicted model, not a curated record. NCBI's taxonomy places the organism in Eukaryota, Metazoa, Chordata, Aves, Apodiformes, Trochilidae. Gene Ontology annotation, biological process: bile acid and bile salt transport. The transcript has 6 exons.
UUGUUUUUUUUUUCUCCAGGGGCUGGAGGGAACCUCACCUGCUGAACUGUGCUUCACCCAGGACUCAGAAUGAAUCACACACAGCUCGUAGCAAAAGGAGGGGAGGAGGAAGGGAAGACCUCCUCACCCUGCUAAGGCUCUGCCAAGGAGAAGGCUGCAGGGCUGAAAGAAGAAAUGUGAUUUCCUCCCUGCUGGCAGGAGUGUUUCUGGUGUCUGCACACUGAGGAACCACCAGUGAAGGUGUGAUCCACCCCAGCUGCCCAUACAAACAUGAAGUUCUGCUGGAUAAUCCUAUUUUUCCUGCUGCAAGGCACAGAAACUUUCCUGAUGAAAAAUGCUAAAGCCAAGCUGUGUUUACAAGCCAGCCCAGCCCCUGGGAAUUUAAUCCUGGAGGACUGUAAUCCAGAGUCAGCUUUCCAGGACUGGUCUUGGCAAGGGGAUUGGUUGCUGAACCAUGGCACGGGGAGCUGCCUCUCCUUGCUGAGGACCAGCACCCUGCAAACAAGUCCCUGCAGCAACCUGGGCCACACCAGCUGGGACUGCUCCAAUUCCCUGCUCUCUCCUCUGGGCAGCAGCCAGGGCUACCUGGUGGCCAACAAGAGAGGAGUUGCCCUCAGUAAUGGGCAAGGGCUGAAGGCUCAGUGGCAAGAUGGUGGAGAUCAGAGCAUCUGUGAGCAGAGAGCAGCAGAGCAGGAGGUGCACAUCCCUGCAGCCCUUGCCAGCACCCAUGGGUAUGACCAGAGAGCAGGGAAUAGCACCCUGGGGAUGGCUCAGGAAGAGCUGGAGGAGCUGCUCUGGUUCUUCCGGAGGGAAGAUGCAUCAGCAUGGAAUUACUCUGUCCUUGCACUUUCCUUCGUGGCCAUGACUUUGGGUCUUGUCCUCUUGGCCAUUGAUAUUGUGCAAAACAGGAAAAGGAAAAUCCACAUGUACAGAGAAGCCCAGCAGGCUGAGCUGGGAGCCAAGCAAGCCCUGAUGCCCGUGCAGGAAUACAGCCCCACUGAAGCUGAAAAGCAGGAGCUGGCACCCCAGGAUCAGAGAUCAGGAGAAGUGACAGUCCAGUGGAAGGAUGGGACUGUCACCUCCCUGUACACAGAACGACCUGAGGAUGCCAUGUAAUGGUUGGGGGGAGCCAAACCAUUCAAGCCCUGAGGAACAAGUCAGGAUAUCUCAGCUCCUGGUGAUGGAAGUUUAAAAAUGCAAUUUAGCCUGGGGAGAGAGAGGGAAAAAAGAAGAAAGCAGCAGAGUUGCACCCACAGAAGUGGCUCUGGCCUUGAGGCAAACCCGUGCCUCCAAGUUUCAGCUCCCAGCUGGAUAGUUGGCUGCCUCCCCCUUUUCUCCUGCACCAGAUUUCCCUCUCCCUCAGAUGCCAUCACCACACGUGGGUGGGAGCUGAGCAGGGCAGGAGGUGGGAGGCAGGAGGUUGGAGCUUUUCCUGCAGUCAGCCAGGUAUCUCCAUCAGGAAAACAGCCACGCUGGAGCUGAGGCACUUCUGUUCUUUUCAGAAAUUCUUUAUUAAAAUACUUUCCAAA